Molecule: messenger RNA, 797 nt
Organism: Rubroshorea leprosula
Lineage: Eukaryota; Viridiplantae; Streptophyta; Magnoliopsida; Malvales; Dipterocarpaceae
Source: the annotation of a GenBank genome assembly
GCUAGCCAAGAUUGUUACUAAUUCUAUUCCGCAUGAUUCGACAUCCAAGAUUGUUGCCAAUUCUAUUUCACAUGAUUCGAGAAGUAAUUGGUUUGCCAUGUUAGUAGAGAAUACGGAGGAUGAUUUAGAUUUAUUGAAUUCAAAUAAAGAUCAUGAUAAUACACAGGCGGGAGUUUUGCCUCAGAAUCAAGACUUGGUGGGAUCCUCUGCAUCGAUGGACAUUGUUUCACCUAACCGGCCUCCUCCAUCCUCAACGGCUUUUGCUAAGCCCAAGCCCAAAAAGAGAAAGGCCAAAGUUGGGGGCCUAGUCCCUAAAGAUACUAAGCCUCCUACACCCAAGCCAUAUCAGCUUCCUUCAAUACUCAAGAAACAGCAAGAUCCAGCAGGUUUUUUGUCUACCACACCACCUAUGGAUUCUAGGUGUUCCAUGGCAGUUAAGUCUUGUAUGGCAAACUUUUUAGCUGUGAUCACUCCUCAAUAGCCUCCAUCUUCGAUGCUUGAUACUAGUCAAACCCAAAGGAUAAUAUUUUCAUAAGACUAUCAGUCAAACAUGGCUCAAUCACACUCGAUUGAGGCUACAUCGUCAAAUGCAGUUCAUACUCACACUCUUUUUAAAUGAAGAUUUUGACAUGGAAUAGUCAUGGUGUUAGACAUGGUCCUUUUAGGAGGGAAUGUAAAGAAUUACUUAAGAUGCAUAAACCAAACGUCAUUUGUUUCUUAGAAACAAAAGAAGAUGAAGACUCCUCAGACCUCUGUUUUAUGUUGUGUUUUGGCUUUGAUAAACAGUUUAAGGUUCC